AUAGAAAAUUCCUUACUGUUUGGCUGUUGAAGCUCCCUUGCAAAACAAAAAGAUAUCUCCCAAGAGAGAGAGAGGGAGAGAGAGAGAGUUUUCCUUUCGCAUUGGAGGGAAGAAACCAUGAACGUAGAAGAAGAAGUGGGGAGGCUCAAGGAGGAGAUCCAGCGAUUGGGUCAGCUCCAACAAGAUGGUUCCUAUAAGGUGAAAUUCGGGGUGCUUUUCAAUGAUGAUAGGUGUGCGAACAUCUUUGAAGCAUUAGUUGGCACCCUGAGGGCAGCCAAAAAGAGGAAGAUAGUUCACUAUGAUGGUGAGCUACUACUUCAAGGGGUGCAUGACAAUGUGGAGAUUACUCUUAUGCCCCCCCAAGUUUCUGCAUGACGAAGAUGAUUAUUUCUUGCAAUAUUUCACUUGCUGUGUGUUGUUUUCAAGAAGAUUCUUGAAGAAAUAUUUCCGGUGCAAAUGUCGCAGUAGUUGUUGAACAAUAUUCGAGCUCCUUGUGGAUUGUAAUUUGUAUGCUACUCUUAUGAAGCUUAUGUAUCUAUGAAGCAUAUUGUCCUUUUCUUUAUUAUAUAUUUAAUCUCAAGAUGGAUUGUGUUUGCCAGAUAAUA
Asparagus officinalis (garden asparagus) is the source of this 605-nucleotide messenger RNA. Its product is annotated as costars family protein. Bases 118 to 375 code for a protein of 85 amino acids. Lineage: Eukaryota; Viridiplantae; Streptophyta; Magnoliopsida; Asparagales; Asparagaceae. The record is from RefSeq and is a predicted model, not a curated record. Gene Ontology annotation, biological process: regulation of actin filament-based process. The transcript is spliced from 2 exons.